This is a messenger RNA of Penicillium brevicompactum, 1062 nucleotides long. RefSeq names its product carbon-nitrogen hydrolase family protein. Lineage: Eukaryota; Fungi; Ascomycota; Eurotiomycetes; Eurotiales; Aspergillaceae. The transcript has a single exon. The record is from RefSeq and is a predicted model, not a curated record. Gene Ontology annotation, molecular function: catalytic activity. The coding region runs from base 1 to 1062 and encodes 353 amino acids.
AUGCCUCUCACUCGAGUGGCUGCGUGUCAUGUGGCGCCUCAUUUUCUCUCAGCAAAGAACACUCUCAGCAAAUCAAUUCACCUCAUUCACCAAGCGUCAAAGAACUCAGCAAAUUUAGUGGUGUUCCCCGAGACCUUUAUUUCGGCCUUUCCUGUGUGGAGUGCCCUGCGUCCACCAACCGAGAACCACGGUCUUUUCGAGCGUAUGACAAAAGAGUCAAUUUAUGUGGAUGGUGAGGAAGUUCAGCAGCUCAGGGACACUGCAAGGGACACCAACACCGUGAUAAGUAUUGGAAUCUCUGAAAGAUCGCGGUCAAGUACCGCAUGCCUAUACAAUUCCAAUCUCAUCAUCGGACCUACCGGUGAUAUCCUGGUACACCACCGCAAACUCAUGCCAACGUUCUUCGAAAAGCUCGUCUGGAGUCCUGGCGAUGGUCAUGGCCUCCGUGUGGCCGAGACCCCCUUUGGAAAGAUUGGAAACUUGAUUUGUGGCGAGAAUACGAACCCACUUGCAAGAUAUUCGCUGAUGGGUCAAGGUGAACAAAUUCAUAUUUCAUCUUGGCCACCAGUGUGGCCAACUCGAGCUCAAGCUGGAGUAGAGCCUCAAGCCGGCCAUGAAACUCCUGCAAACUACGACAAUAUUUGGGCUAAUCGUGUUCGUGCUGCUGCUCACUGUUUCGAAGCCAAAUGUUUUGGGGUCAUGUGCAGUGGGUUUCUCACUCAAAAUAUGAUUGAGGCCCUGGUAGAUGGGGCUAGCUCUCCUGCGAGUGUCCGCCAGACACUGGAAUCGACAUCUCAAGGAGUGACUAUGUUCUUGGACCCAGCCGGAGCCUCUCUUCCAUCAUUCGUCGUAGACGAGGCUGGUUCCCGAAAGCCCGUUGAGUUCCUCCAGAAAGAGGAGGAUAUCCUUUAUACAGAUAUGGAUCUUGACCGCUGCAUCGAGGGAAAGCAAUAUCACGAUGUGGUUGGUGGCUAUCAGCGACUGGACGUCUUCAAUUUGCAGGUCAAUCGAGCCAGAAGAGAUCCUGUCACGUUCGUCGAUGAUGCUUUUGUUAGGGAGUGA